Molecule: messenger RNA, 411 nt
Organism: Staurois parvus
Lineage: Eukaryota; Metazoa; Chordata; Amphibia; Anura; Ranidae
Source: the annotation of a GenBank genome assembly
AGAAAUAUCGGAAAUGUAAGACAUUUAAACCCUCUACGACCACAUGGCACAUCCAGUGCUUCAAGACACAGAUGGGGAGGAAAGAGCUGGGCGUCCUCCAGCCAGGAAAUGAGGCAGGCUCCUAUGAAUGAAAGAGUGGACCGCCACCAGCCAGGAAAGGAGGGGAGGAGCAGGUACACCUGUGCAAGACUGAAGGGGAGGAGCCGGUACACCUGUGCAAGACUGAAGGGGAAGAGCCGGUACACCUGUGCAAGACUGAAGGGGAGUAGCCGCUACGGGGAGGAACCAGUACACCUGUGCAAGACUGAAAGGGAGGAGCCGGUACACCUGUGCAAGACUGAAGGGGAGGAGCCGGUACACCUGUGCAAGACUGAAGGGGAGGAGCCGGUACACCUGUGCAAGACUGAAGGG